AUGGAUAAGAAAUCAUUUGAAACCGUGCUGGAUGAAAUUAGAAAGGCUGUAUUGACUGAAUACAAAUUAAAAGCUAUUGAAUAUGUUCAUGGAUACUUUUCGAGUGAACAGGUUGUUGAGUUACUGAGAUACUUUUCCUGGGCUGAACCACAGCUCAAGGCAAUAAAGGCUUUACAACAUAAAAUAGUGGCAGUUCCGGCAUCAAAAAUGGUUAAUAUUCUCAACUGCUUCACAUUCAGUAAAGAUAAACUUAUUGCCCUUGAAAUCUUAGCUUCCAACAUUGUUGAUGCUCAGAAUUAUCGCCUUAUUGAAGAUCUGUUCAGAAUUAAUAUGUCAGAGAAGAAAAGAUGCAGAAGAAUUCUUGAACAGGCUUCAAAAACGGGUUGUAAGGCUCCUCAUGCUAUGAUAUCAUCCUGUGGCAUGAUUCCUGGCAACCCUUAUCCCAAGGGCAAACCAAGCCGCAUAAAUGGAAUUUUCCCAGGAACCCCUAUCAAAAAGGACACAGAAGAAUGUACCAGUGAAGGAAAGGGAAUAGCAGCCCGUAUACUUGGACCAUCCAAACCAGCUCCAUCAACCUACAAUCCACACAAACCAGUUCCAUACCCCAUCCCACCAUGUCGGCCACAUGCAACUAUUGCACCAAGUGCUUACAACAAUGCUGGCUUAGUACCAAUGGCUAAUGUCAUAGCUCCAGGCUUGUCAGCUCCUCCCCCAUAUGCUGCUAAUCAGGUGGUAUCAGAAAAUGAAGACCUUUCCAGCCAGGCAAAACCUUCCCAAAAUCAAGCUUUUUCUGCACAAGCGAAUCAGCUCUUUACUCCUCAUGGUUCUAAUCCUUCAACACCUGCUGCUACUCCAGUCCCUACCCCAUCACCUGUCAAGGCAAUAAGCCAUCCAUUAGCACCUGCAACUCCACUCAUCUCUGGGAUGAACAUGUCUACCCCUGUCCUUCCUGUUUUCCCAGGACAGGUCUCCUCUUCCAUCCAUACAUCUCAGCCAUCCACCCCAACCCCUACUGUCAUCAAAUCCCUUUCAUUACCUGGUGUUCCUGUCACAUCUAUUCACAGUGCAACCUCUACCCCCAUCCCUGCAGUUUUUUCUGGGCUGGCUUCUAUACCCACUGCUACGCCAGCUCUGCAAGGUUCUUCCACCCCGUGCGCCACGUCUGCACCUAGUGAAGCUUUCCCAUCUGCUACCGCACCAUUUGCUGGCCUCCCGUUUUCUGCAACCUCUUCAAUUGCUUCCUCUAAUAAUCCCACUCCAUUGUCAUCAGUUUUUGCUGGCCUCCCUUUGUCCUUGCCGCCCAGCACCCAAGGGAUUUCUAGUCCUGUUCCAUCUACAAUUGCUAAUUCUCCUGCCACUACCAUUCCUGGUUCGCUUAGCUUGCCUAACCCAAUUUUGUCUGUCUUAAAGGGAUUUCUGACAUCAAAUGACACUUCAUUAAUCAAUUCAUCUGCUUUACCUUCUGCUAUGACAAGUGAGCUUGCUUCUUUGUCCGCUCUUGCUAAUCAAAGCUCUGACCCUCCCACUUCCUCUGUCAACAAAUGUUAUACUCCAUCAGCCACCCCCACCCCACAGCGUUCCUCCACACCCGGGCUAGCCAUUUUUCCAGGUCUUCCAUCCCCAUCUGUAGCCAAUUCUAGUUCCACUCCUCCAACAUUGCCUGCACAGUCACCGUUAACCACUUCACCAUCGAUUAUGCCAGUCAACUGUGGCUCAUCAGCCUCUCUCUUGCAUGGCACAAGCCCUACUACUCCUGAUCAGCAGCUCUCAACCACAAGUAUCCCAGUUCUGGUCAAAACAGAACCCAUGAGUCCUACCCUCUCGGCCUUCAAAGGUCCUUCUCAUUCGGCUGGCCCUUCUCAUGGCACUAUAGGACUGUCAGCGCUCGGGCGCGCAUACACCUCAGCAGCUUCAGUGCCAGUCAGUUUACCCAGUUCCCUGAAUCCAGCGCUAUCGGGUCUCUCCUCUUUGAGUGCUCCUUUAAACAAUUCCAGUUCUCUGGCUUCCCUUUCCCUCGCCCCACAUGGCUCCUCUGCUCCCAUUGCCCCUGUGUUCAAUGGACUUCCUCCUUUUACGUCUCUAACCAGUAACUUUGCUUUUACUGGUAAUCCAGCACUUACACCACCUGUCACUCUGCCAGGGUCUUUGUUAGCCACUCCGUCUACAACCGCUUCAGCCGUGUCUGCCCCUCAUGUGAGUUCCACUGCCGCCGUACUCUCAGGACUCGCCGCCUCAGCAACAGUCUCUGCUCCUCCCUUCUCGCUUAACUUGUCCAGUGCCGUCCCUUCCCUUUUUUCUGUUGCCCAGGGACCUCUGGGAUCAUCAAACCCAUCCUUCCCUGGUUUUCCUGUCUCUAACACACCCUCUGUCACUCCUGCUCUCCCUUCUUUCCCUGGCCUCCAGGCAUCUUCUGCAGUAGCAGCAGUUGCACCGUUGCCGGCAGGCGCCCCGGCUCCGGUCCUGCCAGGGUUUGCCUCGGCCUUUAGCUCAAACUUCAACUCUGCACUUGUUGCACAGGCUGGCUUGACUUCUGGACUACAGACACCAGGAAACGCAGUUUUUCCUGGUCUUUUAUCUCUCCCUGGUAUCCCUGGCUUUCCCCAAAGUGCCGCACAAUCUUCCUUGCAGGAACUGCAGCAUAGUGCGGCGGCACAGUCAGCACUACUACAGGCACAUUCUGCUUCUGCUCUGGAGAACUAUACAGCUCAGCCUGAAGGUUUUGCUAACUAUCCAUCAACACCAGGAACACCAUUUUCAUUGCAGACCAGUCUGCCCCAGAGUGGAUGGCAAUAAAUACCAGACAUUUUUAGAGACUGCAGUGGUUGCUUGACAGAGCCUGAUUCUAUUCACUUUGAAGGCUAUCUCUGCGUUAGUGGGAGCAUGGUCUGAAUUGGGGAAAGAGGGGGAAAACAUGAGGAUAAAAUGAUUCCAGGAGGCUGUGUCAGAUGUCAAACCUAAUUUGUGAUUGCAUUUAAUUGAUUCAGGGUCUGAUCCUGUGAAUUGCUGAGCAUCCUUGACUCUCCUUUUAGCUUGAGAGUUGAGUGUUUGGUGUCUUACAGGAUCAGGAACCUUCAAACAGACAUUUAUGUAAAUAGAGCACUUGGCUGUCAAACUGAAUGAGGAGAACAAGUAUACUU
Messenger RNA from Tauraco erythrolophus (red-crested turaco), 3137 nucleotides. It is a transcript of the gene PROSER1, whose product is annotated as proline and serine rich 1. Lineage: Eukaryota; Metazoa; Chordata; Aves; Musophagiformes; Musophagidae. The record is from RefSeq and is a predicted model, not a curated record.